This is a messenger RNA of Ogataea philodendri, 1056 nucleotides long. RefSeq lists its product as uncharacterized. NCBI's taxonomy places the organism in Eukaryota, Fungi, Ascomycota, Pichiomycetes, Pichiales, Pichiaceae. The transcript has a single exon. The record is from RefSeq and is a predicted model, not a curated record. The coding region runs from base 1 to 1056 and encodes 351 amino acids.
AUGUCACCAUAUCCUAACAUUCUCAAGGUAUAUAAACAGUACGACCCGAUCUGGGUCAUUGGGUUGGGGAUAAUUGGUGUACUUGUCAUAAGCGCUAGUAUGAGAGAGCUAAACUAUCCUCGUGAUUUUGUGGGGAAAAUGGGGUCAUCUCAACUGUUGAGCACAUUCAUCAACUGCUCGGCAUCCUAUAAAAGCAGUCAUUGUUUGAAAAGGUACAAGAAGGACAUCUUACAGGAUUUUGCCUCAGUGCUUAUGCCAGCCGUUCACGCUGAAUUGGAAUUGUGUCUCUCUGCAUUAUCACCUUCUGAAACUGACGCCGGUGUCCUUAUGGGUGUACAGUCAUGUCUCCUCCGUUCCGAAAAACUCAAUUCUGCGUUUAGAUCCUCGAACUCUAUACCAUCAAAGCCCAGCUCCCAAUACUCCAAAGGCUAUUUAUUUUUUUCUAUCUCGUCGGUUCUUGUUUCGUGGUGGAUCAGUUGGAAGUCGAGCAGUUCUAACGCGCAACAACCAACGGAGACCGCAAAUGCGAAACUCGAGCUGGUUUCCAACGACGUCUCGGUACUCAAGGAAAAGAUCUUUGGACUUGAAAAAUCGGUCUGCAAUCUGGAACUGCUGGCCAACAGCUACUCGCAAAAGGAGAAAGAGCUCACCAGCAAGCUGGAGUUCUUGCAACGAGAAUACAAUUCGUUUCGGAAGGUCUCAGGGGUGACGGUGGAUCCUCGGUUCCCGCUGGAUAGCGGCAACAUUGGCGAGUUCUCGCGAGACCACAAGCUCCAAAGAGAUAAAUCGAUCAAAGUUGGAGACCAAACAUUCAAUAUUGCAACAAAGGACGGACUCGAUAAAUGGAAAACGUUUGUUCAUCAAAGCAUUGGCAAGAAGCCGGAAAUCGAACCGAAAUCACAAACGGCGGAAAACGAGACCCCAUCCCCACAAAUUGACCUUAAAAACUUGAAGACGACAGACGAGAACGGCAAACCGUUUCGUCGCAUCUUUGUCCCAAACAGAGGCUGGGUUUCUUCAAGAAAGCUACAACACGAACUCCAGUUGUUAUCGUGA